AUGUCAUUGAAAGGUGGACCAGAUUCCACAUUUAACGAUAGUUUAAUCAGAGAAGUACGUCUGAAUCCAAUAAUCUAUGACUUCUCACAUCCUCUUUAUGGUAAUGCAAUCAAGAAACAGGAGACCUGGAUUGAAAUUGCUGCCAAACUUAAUGAGAAGGUAGAAGCUGUAAAAACUCGCUGGCGUACUUUACGCGACCGAUACACAAAGGAACGUCGACGUGUGAUGACGUGCGGUGUCGGAUCAUCGUUCUCCUAUUAUGCUGAUCUCUGUUUCUUGGACAACUCCUGCACGGAAAAUAGGAUUGUACUAUCAAAACCUACCAAAAGUUGUAACCGCAGCGGCAAUGAUAGAAAUAGCAACAAUACUGCGGCUCAUUGCGAUGUUGCGACAUCUAUGUUCGUGAAACCAGAAGUUUUUGAACAGUCAUCCGAUACCAGUUAUAAUUUCGAUAAUAGGAUCGCUGAUGACAUGUUAAUGGAGCAAGAAGAAACAGUCCCUUCUUCAUCAGGACCUGAGCGUUCAAUACAAAGAAGACAGAGGAUUCGAAAAGCAAGUCAUAAAUCUCCAACACCGCCCGUAAGCUCAGCGACAGCAACAGCUGGAACAGAAAUAGCUGAAUUAGUGUCACUUGAAAAAGUACCAGUAAAACGCUCUAGACUCGAUCCUUCACCGGAUUCACCAUCAGAUACAGUUGCGCGUGCAUUGAUGCGUAGUGUUGAAGCGUUGCAGCGUUUAGCGGAACGGAAACCUGCCUUUGAUCGAGCAGUCGGUUCUCGUGAUGCUGACGAGUGUUUUGCCGACUUUGUUUGUAUGUCACUGAAGUCAAUUGAUAAUGGUAGUAGAGUGCAUGCUCGAAUUGCAAUUCUUCAUGCUUUGGCACAAUUUCAGACAUAA
This is a messenger RNA of Brugia malayi, 897 nucleotides long. RefSeq lists its product as uncharacterized. NCBI's taxonomy places the organism in Eukaryota, Metazoa, Nematoda, Chromadorea, Rhabditida, Onchocercidae. The record is from RefSeq and is a predicted model, not a curated record. Gene Ontology annotation, cellular component: nucleus; transcription regulator complex. The transcript has 4 exons. The coding region runs from base 1 to 897 and encodes 298 amino acids. Gene Ontology annotation, biological process: regulation of transcription by RNA polymerase II.